AUGUACAAACGACAUAGAGAUAAACAGGACAAACAAGCCUGGCGUGAUGCCCAGACAGAUAGACCGUAUGUCCCUCCUGUUGUAGCGCCUGGAAGUAAUGCUCCACUAUUCACAGGCAUUAGAGUGGUGGAGUUCAGCACACACUUGGCUGGCCCCACGGUGGGACGUUGUAUGAGUG
This is a messenger RNA of Sphaeroforma arctica JP610, 178 nucleotides long. RefSeq lists its product as hypothetical. The record is from RefSeq and is a predicted model, not a curated record. Lineage: Eukaryota; Ichthyosporea; Ichthyophonida. The annotation marks the transcript as partial. The transcript has a single exon.